AUGCGCAAGCUGACAGACCCCCAACCAACCUACGAUGUACCCUCACAUAUUCCGGAAACAAUGAGGACAAUCCCAGAGGGCAACUGGUGCAUAGGGCACGAACAAUGGCCAUCGAUUAUUUUUGGGGCUGGAACGCUUGGAGCAGGUAUCUAUAAUAGUGAAGAGGUCCUCGACAGCCCUGAACCGCUUCGUACUGUCCGCCUCGCUCUGCGGUAUGGUAUUCGUGCCUUUGACACAUCGGCAUACUACGGGACCUCAGAAAUUGUCUUAGGAUCCAUCCUAAAAGCGGUCGCGGACGAGUUUCUCGUGAAUCGUACAAGAUCGCGACUAAAUGCGGACGAUACGGUAUUGUUCCGAAGACUUCGAUUACUCCCGAACACGAUCCGAAAGAGCGUCCGCGAAGUCUUGAAAGGCUCGGUACAAGCUAUCUAG
Rhizoctonia solani is the source of this 432-nucleotide messenger RNA. Its product is annotated as aldo/keto reductase family protein. Gene Ontology annotation, biological process: dehydro-D-arabinono-1,4-lactone biosynthetic process. Gene Ontology annotation, molecular function: D-arabinose 1-dehydrogenase [NAD(P)+] activity. The record is from RefSeq and is a predicted model, not a curated record. The transcript is spliced from 4 exons. NCBI's taxonomy places the organism in Eukaryota, Fungi, Basidiomycota, Agaricomycetes, Cantharellales, Ceratobasidiaceae. Gene Ontology annotation, cellular component: cytosol. Bases 1 to 432 code for a protein of 143 amino acids.